Leguminivora glycinivorella is the source of this 4868-nucleotide messenger RNA. RefSeq names its product C3 and PZP-like alpha-2-macroglobulin domain-containing protein 8. Gene Ontology annotation, cellular component: extracellular region. Gene Ontology annotation, molecular function: endopeptidase inhibitor activity. NCBI's taxonomy places the organism in Eukaryota, Metazoa, Arthropoda, Insecta, Lepidoptera, Tortricidae. The coding region runs from base 9 to 4868 and encodes 1619 amino acids. The record is from RefSeq and is a predicted model, not a curated record. The transcript has 25 exons.
UCCGCAAGAUGGCCGCCGCAGCGCUGCUGUUCGCGCUGCAGCUGGCGGUCGCCAGCGCUGGCAAGUGUACCACUGGUUUCUCGGUGGUCGCGCCAGAGGUGGCGGUGCCGGGCAAGACAACAGCGAUCUUGGUUACCCUGCACGGCCGCGCCGGGGACCAGCCUGACCCUCUCAACGUCACUGUCAGGCUGGAGACUCAGGACGACGACAAUGUGGUCAAACAACUGACUUCGGCCAGCCAAAUGAUAAAUGGUUACGGCAUCAUCCCGCUGAAGAUACCGCUAUCCCCAGCAACCCACUGCACACUACACACCACUGUGGGGUGUGUGGGUAAUGACGAGUGUACUGCGAAGAGCCACAGUGUCAUCCGGCUGCUUGGCCCCGUCAGGGACGUCAUCGUGCGGCCUGCUCGCCACCACUACAGGCCUGGGGAGACAAUAACGUUCUGGAUCCUGGCCCUCGACCACGACCUACGCUUGGUCCAGGGAGAACUGGCCUACGUGGCACUGCGAGACCCGGCCGGCACCAAAGUGGCAAUUUGGGCCCAGCUGUCUAUGGAUGAAGGUGUUCGCAAGCUCAGCGCGGCCCUGGCUAACGGUGCGCGUGCUGGCACCUGGCGCAUCGAGGCCCGCUGCGGUGGAACUGAAGCUCGUGUGGAGCUGACUGUCGGCGCGGGCGCGGGUAGCACGGCGCCAGCUGCGCCGGCCGCUGAGCAACACUAUGUCGAGCUGCGGUUCGCGGACAGCAUGCGGAGGCGGUACAAGCCUGGCCUGCCGUUUGUUGGGAGGGUAGAAGCAAUGAGCACGGAGAAAAGGGUGCGUGUUCGAGUCAAGUUGUACGAUGACAAGACUGACAUCUACAGUCAAGACAUCGAUAUGUCAACGGGCGAGGGUGGCUUCAUCGUACCCACGGUUAUGGCGGAUGCUCCUUAUGUUAAUCUGCAGGCUGAACUGGUCGCAGUGGAAGGCAAAGAGAUUGAAACACACUACGUUUUGGCUCGAGAGAGAAUUCGGCGAUGGAACUCCACCUCCAAGUGUUAUCUUCUAGUUGAAAAUCUUCCAACACCUCUUCAGGCUGGCAGCGUAGCGAGCGCUAGCGUGUGGUCGUCCUGCGGUUGCCGACAGCGGUUGCUGGCCGCCGUGACGACCGGCGGUCGCGCCGUGCACUGGGCGGCCGUUCCGGCGCGCGACGCUGCCAACAACGCUGACCUAUGCCGGUUCAACUACACGUUUCCGGUGACAGCAGACAUGGCGCCUGUCAGCUCGCUGCUAGUCUAUUACGUGACGGGAGAAGGGGAACCAGUCAGUGACGUCGCCAGCUUCCACGUACGGUUGCUGCAUAAAGAGGUCGCCGUGGCCGUGGAAGAGAGACGCUGGUGGUACCCGCGUGCCGCGCUCCAACUUCGCGUGCUAGCUCCCCCGGAUUCCACCAUGUGCCUCAUUGGCGCCCGGGCACCGCCUGACGCUAAGUUCGACCCACAUCAAACGUUGCCCGAGCACGACGAGCAGCCAGGCCCCGAGUUCGUGUCGGCGGGCGUGUCGCUAUUCGUCGGCGGCGGCGCGUGCGGCGGCGGCGUGCUGUACCGACAGAGGACCGCGCCGACUCCGCGCCCGCCCGCGCACCUCGUCCCGCCGGCAUCGCACGACCGCCUCUGGAUGUGGAAAUGCUUCAACUAUACGAGCCAGCUUUCAACGGACGGGGUCACAAUAACGGCUCCAUCCGAAGCCGGCCGCUGGUCACUCUGGGCCCUAUCCCUGUCCAACCGAGGCCUGCGGUUCUCAGCACCACGUACCAUCAAUGUUUUCCGCCCGAUCCAACUGGACUUUGCGCUGCCACCGGCCCUUAAGGUUGGAGAGACGGUGGAAAUCGAUGUGAAGAUUACUAACAACAUCAACAACUGUAUGGAUGUGACAGCUCUCCUGGCUCUAAGCGCCGGGGCAGCGUUCGCGAGCACCGGCGCGUUGUACGUCACUGAGCGUUUGAGGCUGGGACCGCGUGGCGGCACUCAGCUGGUGGUCAGGGUCGCUGUCAACACGCCGGGCAGGAAAAAUAUUACAGUUGAAGUGACAGGUUACAGCGCUGACAACUGCUCAGUGUCCUACUCUUCGUUCAACAACGAGACACUGGUGGGCUCCGUCAUCCGCUCUGCUAGCGUCUUAGUUCUGCCAGAAGGAUUGCACCGAAGCGACACACAGAGUGCCUACUUUUGUGCCAACGAACACUUAGCGGUAUCAUCCCGAGGCUCAUGGGAGUGGCAGUGGGUGGCAGCCCCUCGCAACCGCGCUGGCUUGGUGUUGGAGUUGCGAGCGCAGGGAGCCGCGCACGUCGCGCUGUCUUCUGUGCGCGAGCCUAAUGACGACAUGUACCGUGUGGUGUUUGAGAGGAGCCGCGUGUGGAUCGCUAGAGGAAAGCAUGGUUACGACGUGCACUUGGCCAGCGCGGAGCAAACGGAAGAUGACUCUGAGUGCACGGGUGCGGAUUCUUGGUGCGCCUGGUGGGUGUGGUGGGAAGGCUCGCGGCUGUCAGUGGGGCGUGGAGCUGCACCUUCGGAGCGAAGAUUAUUAGUGUGGCCCUUGGCUGCAGACACUCGCGUGAAGUUCGUCGGCUUCAGUGCGCUGUGGGGAGACAAGGCGGACUUCAGAAUAUGGAAUUUCAACGAAGAGGCCGGCUUCUCGCAAGUGUUGGAACUUGGUCUGCCGCACGGCGUGGUACCUGGAUCAGCCAGCGGGACCCUUCUAGUCUCCGGCGGUCUGCAUCUGCCCCUUUACAGCCUGCAGUCAGACCCGACCGACCAGUGGUCGGAAGUCUGGCGAGACUCGCAACUGUCUGCGGCCGCUGCAAGCUUGGCCCCGCUGUUGGCUUUGGAACACAUCCCGCAUUUGGUUGACGAUGCUGAGAGGGAUAGGAUAUUAAAAAAGCUGCCUGAGCAGGUCCAAAUCCUCCUGUCAUUCCGCAAAAACGAUAAUUCCUUCAGUGAGCAUCCCGGAAUGAGCAGUCACUUGUCGACUAUCAAGAUCCUAGAAAUCCUUACAAAAAUACAGUCGUACUAUCCGAUUGACCCAGAUCUGUUGCAAUCCAUUAAAAGGUGGAUUCAAAAUAGGCAGAAUCCUGAUGGGUCCUUCACACCUAUGGCAGCUGAUAAAGAAGUAGAUUACUAUCCAGCAGAAAUAACUAAAAUAAAUGGAACAACCAAAGACGUCGAUGUUAAUGAGUAUUACUAUUAUGACAAAGAUGGCAAUAUGACGGAGGAAGAAAUUGAAUGGGAGAGAAGAGUCGAAGUUACUGCGGAGACGUUAGUUGCUUUGUUGGAGGUUGGAGUUGAAAGUCAGAUGGAUUCAGAAAUCGCAAAACGAGCGCAGACAUAUUUAGAGAAGAAUCUCUACAAUCUAACAUCUCCUGCUGCCCUUGCAGCAACGGUACUGGGACUCGUACUGGCAAGGAGCCCAGUAGUUCCAGAAGCUCUAUUGAUUCUGAGGAACGCUUCGACCACUGAAGAAGGCGAAUUUGGCUGGCCGGCGCCAAGAAAAGAUGCUGCUGAUUGGCUCUUGGAGGAAACGUCCAGAAGUAUCAAGACUACAUCAUAUGAGGCAGUAACAAUGGAGCAAUACGUAGCGGGCGUCCGGGUGUUGCUGGCAGCAUGCGCACGAGGCGCCCUUGCCGAAGGAGAAGCAGCCGCCAGAUUCCUGUACUACCGGGCUUCUACCCUGCAGCGGCAUCCCAGUCUCGCUUAUCAGGCCACCAAGGCCGCUGCGCAGUACGCUGCUCUAGCCCACGAUAGACACCGUGCGCUGACGGUGUCACUGGCCACAGCCGGCAUGGAACUGACGGAUACUCUGGAGUUGCGCGCGCGCUCCGCUCCGCGGCCGCUGCAGCUGCCGGGACUGCCUACUAAAGUGUUCGUGUAUGCCACUGGCGCCGGUUGUGCCACUGUACAGGGUACCAUAGCAUACUCUACGUAUACACCGAAACCAGAAAACGCCCUGCUUAAUAUACAAGCUGCAAUUAUUGAAGAGAUCCGACCAGAAAGAAGUAGCUUAGAAGAUUUACAAGGAAAUCUACCAACUAUAAUCGUCAAGACAUGUUUCAGGUGGAAAAAUAAAGAGCGGUCGGGCAUUCUGCGUCUCGAAGCGUCUCUAUUUUCUGGUUAUGAACUACACUCCGUCAACCCAGUUGUUCUUGACGGCGCAACGUUUGCUGAUUUGCACUAUGGAUCCAGAGGAGAGUCUGUGUGGUUCGUCUUUGCUAAUAUAAGCUCAACCUGUCCAGUCUGUGUAACCUACGAGGCAAGAUCGAAAUUCAUAAUCAGCAGUCUACGUCCUGCCUUUGCUAAAAUCUACCCCUCCACUAGACCCGACCUCGCUGUUGAGACAUUUUUCCACGCAAGACCUGGCAGUCCAUUAUUACGAGGAAUCACGGAUGACGACUUCAUUACUUGGUUUGACAAAACAGAACUAGCAAGCCUGAAAACAAAUGCUAAUAUCGAUAAUAUUUGUGAAUGUGGACGUAUAUGCAGUAGAGACUAUGAAUUCAAAAAAAGUAUAAAUGAAUCUAUUAAGUAUAAAAAACCCACUCAGAAACAAGGAAAAGGAAAUUCUGCAUUUGUAACUACAACAAAGACUUUAACUACAACCGAACAAGAAAUUUCUACUCAAGAACCUAUUCCUAUGAAACAAACAAUUACCACUGGCCAAGAAUCUACUAAGCUAAUAUCAACUAUUGGAAAAGAAGACACUACCGAACAACAUACUCCUACAGAACAUUUAACAACUGUUAAUCAACAAGUUACUACAGAACGGUCUCAGGAACUUAUAACAAAAAACAUACAGACUUAUCAAUAUCGGAAGCCAAAACUCAAGUGCCAACUGUAA